Messenger RNA from Agrilus planipennis (emerald ash borer), 1910 nucleotides. RefSeq names its product RUS1 family protein C16orf58 homolog. The transcript is spliced from 8 exons. NCBI's taxonomy places the organism in Eukaryota, Metazoa, Arthropoda, Insecta, Coleoptera, Buprestidae. The record is from RefSeq and is a predicted model, not a curated record. The coding region runs from base 296 to 1747 and encodes 483 amino acids.
UAAGUUGAAAAAGUUAUGGAAUUAAUUACGGGUAAAAACUGAAUAAAACAUUAAAAAAUACCUAUGACACAAUUUCUUAUGCUAGAAAUUGAAACUUUCCCCGUUUAUGACGUCAUCAGCAUAAAAAUUGCUCUUAUGAUUGUGACAUGUGCGAAAUCGAAAUGCUUUGAUUAUAUGGUUGUGGUGUGGUUUUGCUGACGUUUAAUGUUUAAAAUGCGUUUAAUAAAUUAAAAGUGGAAAUAAAAAAUAUUAUUAUAGGAUUUUUUUGCGUGAAAAACAAGAAUUUUAUUUGAAAAUGACCCAAAAACAAUUAUUAAUUGUAGAAAAGUGUGGUUCAUUAGGAAGAUCUGUUUUAUUUUCCAGAGAAGAAGGUAUAAAUACUGUUGUAAGUAGUACUUCUGCAGAAACAUUCUCAACAUCACUAUUACAACGAGUACAAGAUCUUUUUAGAGAAGUGUUUCUUCCUCAUGGUUAUCCUGACAGUGUCAGCGAAGAUUACUUGGAGUUUCAAAUAUGGGACACUGUGCAAGCUUUCUGCAGUACAAUAACUGGUACAUUUACUACACAAGCAAUAUUAAAAGGUGUUGGAGUAGGUGAUGCAGAGGCAACACCGUUUGCAGCAGCGGUGACAUGGAUUGUAAAGGAUGGAACAGGAAUGUUGGGAAGAAUUAUAUUUGCAUGGUGGAAAGGGACUGGUUUAGAUGCAGAUUGCAAAAAGUGGAGGCUUGUGGCGGACAUUCUAAAUGAUGCUGCAAUGUGUCUUGAACUUUUUGUGCCAAUGAUCAGCAGUUAUUCACUUCAAAUUUUAUGCAUGACAACUACAAUGAAAGCAGUGGUGGGAGUAGCAGGAGGGGCUACCAGAGCUUCUUUGACACAACAUCAGGCAAUUAAAGGUAAUAUGGCAGAUGUAUCAGCAAAGGAUGGCAGUCAAGAGACGUUUGUGAAUCUUGUAGCAAGCUUCUGUGGAAUAUUUCUACUGGCAAUUUUAACAGAGCCUAGGCAGGAAUGGGCGUUGUUUAUAAUAUUUACUGUAAUCCACUUAUUAGCGAAUUAUAAAGCAGUUUGUGCAGUUAAAUUUGCUCAUUUGAAUAUAUCACGUUUGGUGAUAGUUUUGGACACAUAUAUAAGACAUAAUACAGUUCCAAAUCCCCAAACAGUCAAUAAAAAAGAGCCUGUUGUAAUUGGAUUUGGACCCAAAGUCGAACAAAUAUGUGGUUAUAAAAUAAAAAUAGCUACUUCAUUCCAAAGUAUUGCAUCAAGUAUUAAAUCGUCUGAAUUAAGGUAUUACAUCGAAGCAUUUAGUUCACAGAAGUAUUUGUUAAUUCCUUGUCCCAAAAGACGAAUAAUUUAUAUAGCUCUUCAAAAUGACGAGACUUCGGAAGAUGUUAUUUCUGCUUAUUUCCAUGCAGUUUUAUUAGGAAUUGCUACUUGCUAUUACAACGACGUUCCACUGAAUUUGCAUUUAAAAAGACAACUACACCAUGUUACUCCAGUUAUGAGAUUGUAUAUUGUAUUGAAGGAAUAUACUCGAAGUGUUGGAGAAUAUGAAAAAAAUCUACCUUUUGAUGUUCUCAAAGCUUUAAACGAUUUUGUUAUACAGGAAAAGCAAAUGUUUUUCACAGCCUUGAAAAUUAAUAGAUGGAAUACAGACCUUCAUGCUCUUGAGGUGGGAGAAUGGCGUGCUAAUUGGAGAAUAGAUUCAAGUGAGUCAUAUGGUCAUUGCCAUCACAGUAAAAAGGAUAAUUAAAUAUUUUAAGUACUACCUUAUUAUUAUGGAUGGGGGUUUGUAUGUUAUGGUUAAAAUUGAACAUGUGAUAUACCAUUAAUUUUUUAUGUAUUUAACAAAUGUACAUAUAUCAUUUUUUAUUAAAAAUGUACAAAAAAAGUGCAAUACAUAUUUUCUAGGCAUU